Ananas comosus (pineapple) is the source of this 2064-nucleotide messenger RNA. RefSeq names its product protein RETICULATA-RELATED 1, chloroplastic. Gene Ontology annotation, cellular component: chloroplast inner membrane. The record is from RefSeq and is a predicted model, not a curated record. NCBI's taxonomy places the organism in Eukaryota, Viridiplantae, Streptophyta, Magnoliopsida, Poales, Bromeliaceae. Gene Ontology annotation, biological process: plant organ development. The transcript is spliced from 8 exons. The coding region runs from base 57 to 1673 and encodes 538 amino acids.
AGAUAACCAAAACCCUCUUCUCCUCCGCAGCGAAGAGAAAUCGCGAGGAGCGAGCGAUGGGUUACCACGCCGUCCUCCACUCCGCCGCCCCUCACCCUCUCCUCGCCAUCCUCCGAAACCCUAACCCUAACCCUAACCCUAACCCUAGCUUCCUCCCUUUCCGCCGCCCCUCCCCCUUCGGGGGGAACCCUCGCCUCCGCAACCUCACCGCCUCCGCGACGCCACCGGGGGCCGUGGAGCGCGACCCCCGCGACGCGCUCGAGCGGUGCUUCUUCAUCUCGCCGGACUCCGGCCCGCCAUCCUGCUCCUCGGCGGCGGCGGCGGCGGCGCCCUCCGUGGCGCCGUCGCCGGUGAUGAAGGGGGAGUACGGCGCCUUCGGCGCCGUGACGCUGGAGAAGUCGAAGCUUGAUCUCUCCAAGAAGUCGACGAAGUCGAGCCCUGAGACAGCAAUCGGUGGGGGUGGUGGAGAUAUCGGAAAGAAGAAUUUUCAUGGUGGGGGCGAUGGGGGCGAUGAUGAUGGCGAUGAUGAUGACUAUUUUGGUGACUUUGAUGAUGGCGACGAAGGAGAUGAAGGCGGGCUGUUUAGAAGACGCAUCGUUCUUCCAGAGCUCUUUGACAGGAAGUUUGUCGACGCUGUUCUUCAGGAGUGGUACAAAACCAUGGUCAAUUUACCUGCUGGGCUGCGGCAAGCUUAUGAAAUGGGUUUGGUAAGUUCUGCACAAAUGGUACGAUUCUUGGCAAUCAAUGCAAGGCCGACGACAUCCAGAUUCAUUUCUCGAGCUCUUCCACAAUCCUUAUCCAGGGCUUUCAUUGGAAGGAUGAUUGCUGAUCCGUCUUUCUUAUAUAAAAUGCUCCUAGAAUCAGCAGCCACUCUAGGUUGUUCUUUUUGGUGGGAGUUGAAGAAUCGCAAGGACAGGAUUAAACAAGAAUGGGAUUUAGCACUCAUUAAUGUUCUGACAGCAACAUUCUGCAAUGCAUUUGUUGUUUGGUCAAUUGCACCCUGCCGUUCAUAUGGGAGUACAUUCCGUUUUGACUUGCAAAAUACAAUACAGAAACUCCCAAACAAUAUUUUUGAGAAGAGUUAUCCUAUGAGAGAAUUUGACUUGCAGAAAAGGAUCCACUCCUUUUUUUACAAGGCUGCAGAGUUGUGCCUUGUUGGUUUAACCGCUGGUUCCAUUCAAGGUGGUUUGUCAAAAUUUGCGUCCAGUAGAAAGCAGGGGAGGUUAUCUGUGACCAUUCCUUCUGUUAGCACCAAUGCUCUUGGCUAUGGAGCUUUCUUAGGACUCUAUGCAAACUUGCGCUAUCAGAUGUUAUGCGGACUUGAUCAAGCUUUGUUCAACCACUUUGAUGUACUUGGUGUGGCUCUCUUUUUCAGCACGGCGCUAAGAGUAACGAAUGUUCAGAUAGGGGAGACAUCAAGACUUGCUUGGCUGGGAGUGGAAGCCGAUCCAUUGGUGCAGUCGGAAAAUCUAUUGAAAGCAUAUAACAGACCUUCUAAAGAGGCUGAUAUCGAAAGAUCAUCAGAGUCAAAGUGGUUCAUAUCUAAGAAUGCUGUCAUUUCCGGUCUCGGAUUACUUGGUAUCAAGCAGGGCAGUGGGGAAACCGAGACGGCAACUCCAAAAGCGCGCCGAAAGAGAAUUGUCCGGAAAAAGGUGAGCACAAGUUCAGAGUAGCGGCUGAUGCUUCGCUUCCGUUGGAAACAGUUUUGUAUGCAAGGUAUCGUAAUCUGCUACGUAAGAUUACUGUGACAAAUGUGAAUGAGGAAGGUCCUUUUUUGGUAAUUUUCGAGCGACCGGCGGGAUACAGCGGGAGGAACAUGAAUUGUAGUUCGAUGAAAUGUUAAGGGUCUAGGCUUUAGGAGAUCAUCAACCUUUUUUUUUCCCCUCAUUUUCUGGUCAUUAAUAUUUGUUAACUGUUGGUUCAUCCACUUUGCUGUUAUUCAUAUGCCCUUUCUAUUCUACUCACGUUUUCUCUUUUUCGGCGUGGGGGAUUGCGACUUGCUUGGAGUGUUACACAUUAGUGCUAAAAAUGGCUAUAUAAGAACGGAAAUAAUUUUUUCUCGCC